AAUCCUAUGAGAAGAGAUGAUACUAAAGAAGUAUGCUGCUGUUGCUGUGCGACCCACAUAAAUGCAUCGUUUGAGAUCCAGCGCCAAGCGUACUGUGCUGGUGAAUCUAUAGUGCAUACCGGCGAAGUGAACAAUGGAAGCUCACGUGACCUUGAGCCAUUUAUUGAGUUAUAUCAGAGGGUCCUUUUUAAAGCCACUCGCAAAACUCGCAAGAUUGACAAACUUGUAUGUAAAAUUUCCGAGCCAGAAAUCGGUGAGGGAAAACGUCACGGAUGGAACCAAAAACCUCUCCUUAUCCCACCAAUUGCACCCACUCUAACAAACUGUAGCAUCAUCGAGGCAUCAUACUUUGUCAGGCUGCAUGUGGAUAUUCCAAUGGCGGUGGAUUGCCGUAUUGAUAUUCCGGUAUUGAUUGGUACAAUACCAGCAAAUGUGUACAGCAGUGGAUAUAACACUCAAUAUGGAGUGGUAACACAACAACCGUCUGCACCUCCUGUUGCUUUGCCUGACCCCUACCCAAACCUUCCACCACCAUCGUAUGCUUCAUGUGUGUUUGGAGCAGUGGACAUGAAAGAAGAAGAUACAUCAGACGACGCAUUCAUGGGCAGCACAGGCUUUGUGCCAAUGUAUACAUACUAUGGUCAACCUCCUCCAGCAUCUACCGGUCACAUUUAAGUUAAGCCUACUCCCAGCUUUAACUACAGUACUUGUCAGGUUUAGGCUGAAUUAUCUUUAUCAUCAUUAUAAAAAAUGUGAUAAAAUGUAUAAAUCUUAAAAUUAAAAUAGUGUCGGUUCUUUAUUAUGUAUAAACUAAGACUAGACUAGAUGAAAUUCAUUCAUGAGUAAAUCCUGUAUUAAAGUUAAAACUAACAUUUAUGUGAGGCUUUUAAAUACACUGAUGGUUCCUGUAUAUCAUAGUACAUAGAAAACUACUAUCCUAUUGCAUAUUGUCCAGCUAACAAUUUUACGUUAUAAGAACGUUUUGUGGUAAUAUUAGAAUACACAUAUGUGAGGUAUCACCACGAAAUGACACGCAUUGUUGGUGAAGUCAUAUUGAGAUAUUCACCAAAACAGGCCAAAGUCAGCAUUUUUACAAAAUUUUGAUUUUAAUGUUUUUGAAUAACUUGAUACUUAUAUUUUGUGAUUGUAUACUUUGUAAGUGAAUUUU
Molecule: messenger RNA, 1168 nt
Organism: Anneissia japonica
Lineage: Eukaryota; Metazoa; Echinodermata; Crinoidea; Comatulida; Comatulidae
Product: arrestin domain-containing protein 3-like
Exons: 4
Biological process (GO): protein transport
Cellular component (GO): cytoplasm
Source: RefSeq, a predicted model, not a curated record